AGGCGCAGUGCGCAUGCGCGGCUCGCCAUAUUAUUGCGCAGCAGGCGAGUCGACACCAUCGCGGCUACCUUGUUUAUUUUCGCUGUCUGUUUUUGCCCUCCUGAUGAUAAAAUAUUGCGCCACAUCACGUCUAACAGAGUUCUCGCUCAGAUGAAGAGCUCUUGACAUCUGUUGUCGCUUUAAAUCGUUGUAGAUAUCGCGUUAGUCCGGCUGAAGAGUGCUAAGCGCGCUAGGCGCUAACAAGAUUCACAUCAAAACCAACAAAACUGGACAGAUUCGUUCACAGGAGACAUAACAGGGGACGUUUGGAUGGACCCUUCACUGGCGCCAGUGUAUUGCUGAAAAGAGUUAGAAGCGGCACACGGGAGCCUCUCUGAGGCCGAUAACCAGCGCAGGAUGUCCAUCACAAACACACCCACCAGUAACGAUGCCUGUCUGAGCAUCGUGCACAGUCUGAUGUGUCACAGACAGGGCGGCGAGAGCGAGACCUUCGCCAAACGGGCCAUUGAGAGUCUGGUGAAGAAACUGAAGGAGAAGAAAGACGAGCUGGAUUCGCUCAUCACCGCCAUCACCACCAACGGCGCUCAUCCCAGCAAAUGUGUGACCAUACAGAGAACGCUAGACGGCAGGCUGCAGGUGGCUGGUCGUAAAGGAUUCCCACAUGUCAUCUAUGCACGGUUAUGGCGAUGGCCGGACCUUCAUAAGAACGAGUUGAAACAAGUCAAGUACUGCCAGUUUGCCUUUGACCUGAAGUGUGACAGCGUGUGUGUGAACCCUUACCAUUACGAGAGAGUCGUGUCUCCAGGAAUAGACUUAUCCGGACUCACACUGUCAGGCUCUGGUCCGUCGGGUCUGAUGGUGAAGGAUGAGUAUGAUUAUGAAGGCCAGCAGUCUCUUCCCAGCACUGAGGGACACAUGCAGACGAUUCAACACCCUCCCUCUCGACCGAUGGCCCCGGAGCCCUUCAACACGCCUGUCAUGCUCCCGCCAGCAGAGGGCAGCGGCUCGGCCUCCACCUCCGCCUUCUCCAGCAUCGCGGUGGGAUCCGCAACUCAGCCCAAUAGCGUUCUCUCAGGAAGCCACAGCAGCGAUGGUCUGCUGCAGAUUGCCUCUGGGACGGGGCAGGGCUCACAGCAGAAUGGCUUCCCCCCCGGCCAGCCCUCCACGUACCAUCACAACACCAGCUCCAGCUGGACGAGGAACAGUAACUUCACCCCCACUGUGCCUCACCAUCAGAACGGCCAUCUACAGCAUCACCCGCCCAUGACCCAUCCAGCGCACUACUGGCCCGUUCACAAUGAAAUCGCCUUUCAGCCUCCGAUUUCCAACCACCCUUCUCCAGAGUACUGGUGCUCCAUCGCUUACUUCGAGAUGGACGUUCAAGUGGGCGAGACGUUUAAAGUUCCCUCGUCCUGUCCGAUCGUGACCGUCGACGGGUACGUGGACCCCUCCGGAGGAGAUCGCUUCUGCCUCGGCCAGCUCAGCAACGUCCACCGAACGGAGGCCAUCGAGAGAGCAAGACUGCACAUCGGGAAGGGCGUCCAGCUGGAGUGUAAAGGCGAAGGCGAUGUUUGGGUUCGCUGUCUGAGCGAUCACGCCGUCUUCGUCCAGAGCUACUACUUGGAUCGUGAAGCCGGCCGCGCUCCUGGAGAUGCCGUGCACAAGAUCUACCCCAGCGCAUACAUUAAGGUGUUUGAUCUGCGUCAGUGCCACAGACAGAUGCAGCAGCAGGCGGCGACAGCACAAGCAGCGGCGGCCGCUCAAGCAGCAGCGGUGGCCGGAAACAUCCCCGGCCCCGGAUCCGUGGGAGGAAUCGCUCCUGCUAUCAGUUUGUCUGCGGCCGCUGGAAUCGGUGUGGACGACCUCCGCCGGCUCUGUAUCCUGCGCAUGAGCUUCGUCAAGGGCUGGGGUCCCGAUUACCCUCGACAGAGCAUCAAAGAGACGCCCUGCUGGAUCGAGAUCCACCUGCACCGCGCGCUGCAGCUGCUGGACGAGGUCCUGCACACCAUGCCCAUCGCCGACCCCACGCCGCUGGACUGAGAUCAGACACUGGACCUGACAAACCCAGUACCGCCGAACUGUGCGAACGAUGCAGAGAGACCAACGGGGUUCAGAGGUCAACGUCACGGCUGCGUUUAUUUCAUUUGCUUUUUUGUUUUUGCAUGUGUUGCUUUUGUUCUCCUAACAUUCGGACCUUGAAGUGCACAGGACCCAGUGUUGUAGUAACCAAACCGAUCAUCUAAAGCUUCACAAGUGAUUUGCAUGAAGAUGAUGUGCGUGUUUGCCAGCUCUGCAGAGGUGCAUGCUGGGAUUCAGUUGAGCUGUUUAAAUUAAUUUGUUCUUAGGGAUGCUGUUGCUUCACUAGCCACUAGAGUCCCCCAUCGUGUCAAUCAGACUGUCUAAUUUCACUUUUUUUCUACUUUGUUUUGGUCAUCAUCUCUUAAUGCAAACCAGAGUCUCUCAGGCUGAAUGUUUAAAAGCUGUCAUGCGCAGUGGUCUGGAAGUACGAUGGCUGACGUACCUGAAAAUCAUGGAACAUCAUUUCCUUUCUCUUGAGUUGUUUGGGUUAAAGCGGUUUGGACUUCGAGGUCGUAUUAGCAGGUGUUGCAUGUACAGAAGAUAUGCGUUUUCUUUUGCGCUUCUCACUACUGUCACACUGACUUUUUUUUUUUGCAAGUUUCUCGCUGCAUGCCGUUAGCCAUCAUAGCAAGAUUAACGGUUAGUCUAAACUCAUGCACAAGCAAUAACGACCGGUUUCUUCUGAAUGCUUUUUUUGUUUCUUUUAGCCAUGUGUUUGUUCUUGCACUUUAUGUAUGUUUCUUUUUCUUUCCAUCGUUCAGUUUCUCUUCUUUGCAGCCUGUGAAUAAAAAUGCAGCUCUUUUAUAGAAAAACUCAUUUGAAUCAGUACUAGGAUGUUUGGUUUACAGGAAUAGUUCAGGCAAAAAUGAAAAUGUGCUCAUCCUCAGAUCAUCCAAGAUGGGUUUGU
This is a messenger RNA of Sinocyclocheilus anshuiensis, 2986 nucleotides long. RefSeq names its product mothers against decapentaplegic homolog 4. NCBI's taxonomy places the organism in Eukaryota, Metazoa, Chordata, Actinopteri, Cypriniformes, Cyprinidae. The record is from RefSeq and is a predicted model, not a curated record. Bases 397 to 2040 code for a protein of 547 amino acids. The transcript is spliced from 12 exons. Gene Ontology annotation, molecular function: I-SMAD binding; DNA-binding transcription factor activity, RNA polymerase II-specific; RNA polymerase II cis-regulatory region sequence-specific DNA binding. Gene Ontology annotation, biological process: SMAD protein signal transduction; regulation of transcription by RNA polymerase II; transforming growth factor beta receptor signaling pathway. Gene Ontology annotation, cellular component: heteromeric SMAD protein complex.